Benincasa hispida (wax gourd) is the source of this 1045-nucleotide messenger RNA. RefSeq names its product squamosa promoter-binding-like protein 4. The record is from RefSeq and is a predicted model, not a curated record. NCBI's taxonomy places the organism in Eukaryota, Viridiplantae, Streptophyta, Magnoliopsida, Cucurbitales, Cucurbitaceae. Gene Ontology annotation, cellular component: nucleus. Gene Ontology annotation, molecular function: DNA binding.
UUCCCUAUUAUCAAACUUUGUUUUAGGGUUUUUAGAAGCAAAGUUAUUAAAAACUAAUUUGUCCCGACAAUUAUAAUGAGAAUUAUGCAAGUAAUUUGAGCUUGUUACUAACAUAAAAUGAUUAUAAAAUCCUCCUUAGGACGUUCUGUCAUUCACUGUUCCAUCACCCAAACUGGCACUCACAAAGAAAAAAAACUGUGGUCCUCACCACUUUUUUCCUUUCCCACCUUUUUCCUUGCAAUCUCAUAGUCUUGAUGUAACUUCUAAGUUCCUAUAUUUUUGCUCCCACCAUUUCCACAAGCAGCAUCAACACCACCACCAUCGCUACCGAGCUGCCGGAGUUGGCAAUGGAAGCAAAGAGCAUUGAAGGGAAGCAUAAUUUCAAAGAUAAGACGUGCAGGGAAGGCAUGGUCGAUGACGAUUUAGAAUACGAGACGGAGGAAGAGGUUGGCGGAGCUGGCCAUGGUGGUAGCAAUGCUUGCACUGCAUUGGGUUAUUUUGAGAAUGAGAAAAAGAAACGAGGGGCAGCAGUUUCUGGCCGGGGAAGGUCCGGUGGAUGCGUCUCUUCGCCGAGUUGCCAAGCGCACAACUGUGCAACAGAUUUGAGUGAAGCAAAGAGGUAUCACCGCCGCCACAAGGUCUGCGAGCUUCACUCAAAGGCAGCGGUCGUCAUGGUUGCGGGAAUUCGCCAGCGUUUCUGUCAGCAAUGCAGCAGGUUCCAUGAGUUAACAGAAUUUGAUGAAGCAAAAAGGAGCUGUCGGCGUAGGCUGGCAGGACACAACGAACGUCGCCGGAAGAGCUCGGCAGAAUGCCAAGGGGAAAGCACGAGCCGCAAAGGAUCAACCCCGCAGUCGAAGGAAAGCCAUUGCAGGCAGCUGGUGGAAGAUCAAAGAAGCAGAAUUCAGAUAGCUCCUCCAGGAAGUUCUGGCUAUAAACACCUGCAUAUCAGAUAAAAGGAGACUAAACUAGCUACGAAUCUUUGCUCUCUCUCUUCUGUCACUAGGAAAUGAAAGACAUCCACAAAAUGCCACGUUUUCCUUGAAGU